Carlito syrichta (Philippine tarsier) is the source of this 2203-nucleotide messenger RNA. RefSeq names its product homeobox protein Hox-A10. Gene Ontology annotation, molecular function: RNA polymerase II cis-regulatory region sequence-specific DNA binding; DNA-binding transcription factor activity, RNA polymerase II-specific. Gene Ontology annotation, cellular component: nucleus. NCBI's taxonomy places the organism in Eukaryota, Metazoa, Chordata, Mammalia, Primates, Tarsiidae. Gene Ontology annotation, biological process: regulation of transcription by RNA polymerase II. The transcript is spliced from 2 exons. The coding region runs from base 355 to 894 and encodes 179 amino acids. The record is from RefSeq and is a predicted model, not a curated record.
AACCAAAGUCUCUCAAGUUGCUAGAGAGAGUCUAGCCAGGAGGACUGCUCGCGGGCGGGCGGCGGGCGGGCGCGGGUUUGAUUUCUGAGCCCUAUAAAAGCCCAUCCUCCGAUGGCUGUGACAAUGUGGUCGUAAACCCGUCCAGGGCCGGCCAAUUUGCAUAUUUGGAAUGCGCAGCUAUAAACCCGGCUGGGGUUUUGCAGCGAUUUCUUAGAUGUAAAAAUGAGAUCUCAAUAGCAGCGGGCUGGGCACAUCCUCUCCUUCUCGCUCCCGAUCUCUCUGCCGGGAGCCUGUUUCCCUCUCUCGGCUGCGGGCUGGAGCUCCGACCGGACCUAGACGCGCAGCCGCCACGAGAUGGCGCACUUCCGAUCAAUGUCAAAGCCGCCGGGGAGCCGGGAACCCCAGCGUGAUUCUUGGCCUUUGUUCGCUUCUGAUACCAAGAGCAGCACGGUACAUUAUUUCACUUGUCCCGCUCCCCUUCGUGUCAGAAAAGAGGGCUCCCGCUCAAGAAGUGGUCGGUGUUGUAAUUUAAAGCAACGCGCAUUCUCUAGGCCUCGCAAGCGUCGCAGCGUGGUGAAGCCAGCUGCCCCCUUGGCCGUGAUUUCGGAAAUGUGUCAAGGCAAUUCCAAAGGCGAAAACGCAGCCAACUGGCUCACGGCGAAAAGCGGCCGGAAAAAGCGCUGUCCCUACACGAAGCACCAGACACUGGAGCUGGAGAAGGAGUUUCUGUUCAACAUGUACCUAACUCGAGAGCGGCGCCUAGAGAUCAGCCGCAGCGUCCACCUCACGGACAGACAAGUGAAAAUCUGGUUUCAGAACCGCAGGAUGAAACUGAAGAAAAUGAACCGAGAAAACCGGAUCCGGGAGCUCACAGCUAACUUUAAUUUUUCCUGAUGAAGCUCCAGACGACGCCGUGUUUUUCGCUUCCAGAGCGCCCGUCCCCUCCCUCUGUCUUCAGCCUCUGCCCAGGAACUCGCACCUGUGCUGAAGCCCUGCUCUUCCCUCCCACACUCGCCAUCUCCUGGGCCGUUCCAUCUGUGCAGGGCUGGUUUGUUCUGACUUUUUGUUUCCUUGUGUUUGCUUGGUGCUGGUUUAUUUGUUGUCUUCUGGGGGAAAAAGCCAUAUUGUGCUAAAAUUCUAUAGAGAGAGAUAUUGUCCCAAGUGUCAAAUCCUGACUGGGCUGGGUUUGCUGUCUUGAGGUCCCACUGCUCGAAAUGACCCCUGUCCUCGGCUGAGCUGGUUUCCUGCCCAGCCCAGGGCAAACCUAGGCGGAAGGCCGAGGUCCCAUUGUCGGCGCUGAGGUGUCUGGCCUGAGGUCAAUGGUGCAAGUAGUCGCCACCCGCACGCCUGCCUGGAGUGCUGGGCUGUGUUUAAUCAGGGGAUACAGGCCUCUGGGUUUCUUUUUUCUUUCAUCCUUUCUUCCUUGACCAAGAGAAGGGCUUACAGGCAUGGGCAUGCAGGUUGGCAACAGGGCUUGACUUUGGCUGAUUGAAAAAGUGAGAAGGAAAGCGUCAGAAAGAUUAAUUUUUCCUUCCUCUGUAAGCUACCCCAGCUUUAAAAGAAAAAAAAAAAAAAAAGAAUGACCAAGAGAAGGAAACUUCUCUUCCAGUUUGUGUAAGGUCUCGCAUUGCCUGACUGAAAUGUUUCAUUUACCUCUGAAUUUCCAUAUCCUUCUGGCUGUAGAUAAAUAAUGUAGUUUUGUUCAUACAUGUGGAAUUAGUGGGGUUUUUUUGUCAUUAAAAUCGUUACCACUGGUAACAUGAGACAAGCACACCACAAUUCUCCCUAUCUUGUGGAGUUGUUGUUUUUUUUUUUUUAAUCACCUUUAACAAUGUAUUUUUCUUUCUGAAAUUCACAGAAGCCUAGGAGGACUGGGGCAAGCAGAAUAAACUAGAGAAGGGAGACAUUGUUUGGAUUUCCUUUAUACUGUGAAGUUACAUGCAUAAAAGGGUCAAACCUGUAGGUGCAGAAAAAGAAAAAAACUAUAAAUACAAAUCUGUAUAAAUGUCUAUUAUUAUGAAGAAUUGCCAAUCUUGUUUUAAGCAAAUGCAUUCUAUCAUUAUUAUAAAUGUUAGUUCUAGCUCUAUUUACUUCUAAUCUUAAAACAGAAUAAAUUAAUAUUGUAUUGCUGCUGUGCGUGGAAAAAAAGACGAUGUUUAUGUUCUUAUAGAAUAAAAGCUGUGGAAUGAAGCUUUUUAAAUUU